Caenorhabditis elegans is the source of this 1263-nucleotide messenger RNA. It is a transcript of the gene clec-6, whose product is annotated as C-type LECtin. The transcript is spliced from 4 exons. Bases 3 to 1226 code for a protein of 407 amino acids. The record is from RefSeq and is marked reviewed. Gene Ontology annotation, molecular function: carbohydrate binding. NCBI's taxonomy places the organism in Eukaryota, Metazoa, Nematoda, Chromadorea, Rhabditida, Rhabditidae.
CGAUGAUAAAGCAUUUAGUUGUCUUGUCACUUUUUGCUCUCUCUGCUUUUGGAGCAAAACCACUGGUUUGCACAAAUGGAUUCACAUUAAUUAACAAUAAAUGUCUACGAUUGUUUUCUACACCACUUGGUCACUCUGCUUCUAAGAGCAAAUGUAUGGAGUAUGGAGCAACGCUUGUCACUGUUAAGAAUGCAAUUGAAAACAACUCUGUGUCAAAAAUUGCUGCCAGUUCGUCCUCAUCACUCUGGAUUGGUCUUUACUGUUUUGACAGUGACGUGACCAAAUGCAUGUGGGAUGAUUCUACUGGUUCUGCUGAAAUGUACAACAGUUUUGCAAGUGGUUUUCCACAUGUUGAUAUUGGAAAGUGUGUAUACCACUUUACACAAGGUUUCCUGGGUGGGAAAUGGCUGAAUGGAGACUGUGACACUGAAACGAGAGCAUUUGUCUGUGAAUUGACAGAAACGCUGGAAGAUAGUUGUGAAUAUAACUACAAUGGACAUUGCUAUUCAUUUCACCAACCAGCUACUUUUGCACAAGCUCAGGUUAUUUGUGAGCAAGAGUGUGGAAAUCUUGCAUCAAUUCAUUCUUCAAACGAAAACCGAUACUUGAGUUCAAUUAUAAGUUCAUUAUCCAACAAGAAUUAUUAUAUCGGAGCAUCAUGGCCGUCAACUUCUGUGCUCACAUGGUUGGAUGGUUCUACCUCUGAUUACAAUAACAUCAGUCCAUCGUCUGCUCACGAAGGAAAUUGUGCACUUCUGUCAAGCCAAGAACAAUGGCUUAGUUCCCCUUGUACCUCCUCUCAACCUUUCGUAUGUAAAAGAUCAGUCGGCUCUCAGUGUUUUAGCACUCCACCAUUAGUAACAAUCACACCUACACCCCCAAAUCCAUCAUCCUGUAACUCUACACUUCUCAUGGCGCCUGGUAAAAUUACAUCUCCAAACUUCCCAAGUAACUACGGCAAUAAUCAAUUCUGCUCUUAUCAUCUAUCAACACUUGGAUCUUAUCGCGUGGCUCUCUAUUUUUUAACGUUUACAACUGAAUUCUUUUUUGACUUCGUAGUGGUAUAUGAUGGGGAUUCUGCAAGCAGCCCAAAAAUGGGGAACUACAGUGGAUCAAAGAACCCGUUUGCUUUGACUUCGACUGGAAACAAUAUGUUUGUGACAUUCAAAUCAGAUCAUAGUAACACUUUUCAAGGAUUCGACGCUAGAUUUCAGUCUUCCGUAUAACCAUGAUUUUGAAAUAAAGUUUUGAAUAAUUCCAUAG